AUGCAGCAAAAUUAAAGCAAUCAAGAAGAUGAUUAGCCUAAUAACAUCAUGGACAAUCUAGAAUUUUAAUCUGUUCUUGACAUUCAAAAUCUAAAUGAUGAUUAAUUUUAAGAGGAAAUACCAGAAUAAAACAAUCAAGUUUCGGAUAUGUACCGAUAAGAACGCCAUUUAAAUUUAAUUGCUCACUAAAUACAUAAAUAAAAUGAGUAACGACCAUAACCAGUUUUAGAGGGUGAAUUUUACAAAGUUAGUCCUCAUUUUUUGGAAACGAAUUCUACAUAUUAUUGCACUUUACAACCAAAAAGAUUUACCUAUUACAACAUCAAAAAUAAAGAUAAACCUUUAGGAAUUUUGGACUUUGAUUAUUAAAAAUACAUCUUUUCUUUUGUGAAAUCAAAGGAUGACCAAUACAUUCUGAGUUUCAUAUUACAGCCAGAAGGUUGUGAGAAGAAAUUCGAAUUUGUAGUUCCCACUAGAACCAGAGACUAGUCAAAAAAGUGGGUUCAAUUAAUUCAAUAAUACAUCUAGUAAUCAUGUGGGUGUUAAAAUAAUAUUGCAAGCAUGUCUAAAUAUCAUAGAUUUUGGAGACAUGAAAGAAUUUUGGACCCUCAAAUUUUAGAUUAAGCUUAAACAGGAGAUUUAUUGAUAUUUCGAACGAAAGGAACACUUUAAAAUUUGUAAAGAUCUAUCACUAGAAGUGAUUAUGAUCACAUGGUCAUGUUUCUUAAGAACUCUUGGGAAGAUCCAAUGCUCUUUGAGUCUAGCAAUCAAUAUGGAGUCAUCUCCUUUAGUUAUAAACGCUUUGUCAAAGCCAAAUCUUACAGAAAUUAUGAAAAGAUUCUUUACAAGCCUUUGCUGAACGUGUCUGAGAAUGACCGUAUCCUGAUGCAUGCCUAUGCGGAAGCCCAAAUUGGGAAAGGUUACUCUUUGAGUAUGAUGAAAUUCUUUAAGAAGAGCACAAGAAAAAACUUUUUUUGUUCAGAACUCAUUGCCUACAUCUAUCAACUGAUGGGAUUUAUACCAGAAGCAGAGAAGUGUUGUUCCUUCUUACCAGGUUAGUAUCAAAUUAUCACACUUAUAGGCAAUUUUACAGAUGAAGAUAAACGAUUAGAUUUACUUAAAAAUGCUUAGCUAGGACCUGACUAUAUUGUGGAUUUUUAUUAUCUAUAAUGA
Molecule: messenger RNA, 1173 nt
Organism: Paramecium tetraurelia
Lineage: Eukaryota; Ciliophora; Oligohymenophorea; Peniculida; Parameciidae
Exons: 6
Source: RefSeq, a predicted model, not a curated record